UGGUAGGGUGGCGGCUGGCCCAGACGGGCCCCGCCUGCCCUCCGCCCUAGGCGCUGGGUUGGAGCGGGCCGGGCACUGCGGGGCAGGGCGAGCGCGGCGGCCCGGGGGCUUGGAGGCGAAGAUGGCGUCAGGCAGGCGUGCCCCGCGCACCGGGCUGCUGGAACUGCGCGCCGGGGCGGGCUCGGGGGCUGGAGGGGACCGGUGGCAGCGGGUGCUGCUCAGUCUAGAGGAGGACGCGCUGACCGUGAGCCCCGCCGACGGCGAGCCCGGCCCGGAGCCCGGUGCCCAGCGGGAGCCGGAGCCCACGCAGCUGAACGGCGCCGCCGAACCGGGCGCCAAGUCCCCGCCGCUGCCGGAGGCGCUGCUGCUCCAGCGGCGCCGCGUGACGGUGCGCAAGGCCGACGCCGGCGGGCUGGGUAUCAGCAUUAAAGGGGGCCGAGAGAACAAGAUGCCUAUUCUCAUUUCCAAGAUCUUCAAGGGCCUGGCAGCCGACCAGACGGAGGCCCUCUUUGUAGGGGAUGCCAUCCUGUCCGUGAAUGGGGAAGACCUUUCCUCUGCCACCCAUGAUGAGGCGGUGCAAGUCCUAAAGAAGACAGGCAAAGAGGUGGUGCUUGAGGUCAAGUACAUGAAAGAGGUCUCACCAUAUUUCAAGAACUCUGCCAGUGGGACCUCGGUUGGCUGGGACUCGCCUCCUGCCUCACCCCUUCAGCGGCAGCCUUCCUCCCCUGGCCUCCCACCCCGGGACCUCCGUGAUGCCAAACACAUGUCCUUGAAGAUGGCAUAUGUCUCGAGGAGGUGCACCCCCAGUGACCCGGAGACCAGGUAUCUGGAGAUCUGUUCAGCAGAUGGCCGGGACACCCUCUUCCUGAGGGCUAAGGAUGAGGCUAGCGCCAGGUCGUGGGCAGCUGCCAUCCAAGCCCAGGUCAACGCUCUGAUGCCCUGGGUCAAGGACGAGCUGCAGGCACUGCUGUCAGCCACCAGCACAGCCGGGAGCCAGGACAUCAAGCAGAUCGGCUGGCUGACUGAGCAGCUGCCCAGUGGGGGCACAGCACCCACCGUGGCCCUGCUGACCGAAAAGGAGCUGCUCCUCUACUGCUGUCUCCCCCAGACCCGUGAGGCCCUGAGCCGGCCGGCCCGUACUGCCCCGCUCAUCACCACCAGGCUGGUGCACUCAGGCCCCUCCAAGGGCUCCUUGUCCUACGAUGCAGAGCUCUCUUUUGCCCUGCGCACGGGUACGCGCCACGGUGUGGACACUCACCUGUUCAGCGUGGAGUCACCGCAGGAGCUGGCUGCCUGGACCCGCCAGUUGGUGGAUGGCUGUCACCGGGCUGCUGAGGGUGUGCAGGAGGUGUCGACAGCCUGCACGUGGAACGGCCGUCCCUGCAGCCUGUCUGUGCAUAUUGACAAAGGCUUCACACUGUGGGCGGCCGAGCCAGGUGCGGCCCAAGUUGUGCUGCUCCGACAACCCUUUGAGAAGCUGCAGAUGUCCUCGGACGAUGGUGCCAGUCUCCUUUUCCUGGACUUCGGGGGCGCUGAAGGAGAGAUUCAGCUGGACCUGCAUUCAUGCCCCAAAACAAUGGUCUUCAUCAUCCACUCCUUCCUCUCGGCCAAAGUCACCCGUCUGGGGCUCUUAGCCUAGAGGUCGUCAGAUGCAUUAGCCCUGAAGAGGGGGUGUCCACCACACGGCCUGACCUGGCCCUCCGCUGAUUGCCUGCUUACCACUGGGCUGAGGGAAGGGAGAGGAAAGGAACAAGGAGGCAGAGACCCAGCCCCUGAGAGAGGCUGGGACCCAGACUGAGGGCACAGUGGAUCCUGCCAGUGAUGUGGUAGCCUCCCUGCUGCUCCCCCCACCCACACCAGUGCCUUUUGUGGAGAGAUAUUUUGUGUACGCAGAAGCCAUUCCGAGCCCGGGACCUGCCCCUCUGGGGAUCUUGACCCUAGCUGACAACUGCCAGGCCUCCUAGGGGCCCCUAAACUGUCCCCAGAGGCCCCACCUGAAGCUGGAGUUCCCUGGGGUCUGUGUCAAGAGAAAGAGGAGGAGCCUUUCUGUUCAUUUCUCCCAUCAGCUCUACCACCUUGAGGCAUCUGGUUUUUCUCUUCAUCCUCUCUCUCUCAUCCUUAGUCUCGGAUAAAUAAACAGCCUGUGAGUACAUAGGCAGCCUGGCCCAGUGUCUGUGGUUUGUACCUUGGCCUGUGGGUGCUGUAGUGGCCCCUGUAGUCGCAAGAGGGACCAGACCCAGGACUGGAGCCCCUUUCCCUAGAGAAGAGCAGACCUUUAACCACAGGGCCAACAAAAGAAUCUAUUGGUUAUCUACUGUUGCAUAACAAAUUACCCUCAAAUUUCACAGCUUAAAACAGUGAACAUUCUCUUUCAAGUUCUGUGGAUUAGGAAUUUGAGAGGGGCUAAGCUGGGUUGUUCUUGUCUCAGGGUCUUUCAUGAGGUUAUAGUCAAGGUGUCUGCUGCACUCAUCUGAAGGCUUGACUGGGGCUAGAGGAUCUGUUUCCAAUAUUUUUCACUUAUGGAUGUUGGCAGGAGGCCCUAGUUCCUCACCACAUGGGCCUAAUUAUAGGGCUGCUUGAAUGUGCUCAUGACAAGGAGGUUGGCUUCCCCCAGAGUGACACAGAAGAGAGACCCAAGAGGGGUCCACAAUGCCUCUUAUCACCCAGUCUUGUAUGUCACAUACUGUCACUUUUGCUUUAUUCUAUUCAUUAGAAUAAAUGAAUAGAGUCACUAAUCCCAGCCCACACUCAAGGGGAGGGGAAUUAGGCUUCACCUCUUGAAGAAAGGAAUGUCAAAGAAUUUGUGGACCCAUUUUAUUUAUUUAAACAUUUUUUUUGUGGACCUAUUUUAAAACCGUCAUAGAGAGCCUCUCGCUCCUUUCCUGCAGAAGGGAGGACGCUUGGAGUAUGCUUCGUGGAAUGUUUCUUUGGAAUCUAUACCAUGCAGCUGGCUGCAAAUGAGCCCCAGUUUCUUGCGUUGUCCAGAAAAUUACCGUGAUGACAGUAAGGAUAGCUUACACUUAGAGAGUGCUUGCUAUGUGCUAGGCACUGUACAUACAUUUCCUCAUUGGAUCCUCACCACAUAUCUAUGUUGAUAGGCACGGCAGUCUCCAUUACAUAGGUAAGAAAACUGGGGCUCAGAACAGGAGAGUGACUUGCCCGAAGUCACACAGCUCUGAAAUGUCUGAGCUUGAUUCAAACUAGGUUUUUCUGACUUCAGAGCCCUUGUUCACCUUAGAGACUUUCUGGCCCUGCACCAUCCACUAGAAAUAUAAUGCAAGCCACAUUUGUAAUUACCAAUUUUCUAGUAGCCAUAUUUUUAAAAGUAAGAAAAAAUAGAUGAAAAUAAUUUUAAUAAU
Messenger RNA from Mesoplodon densirostris (Blainville's beaked whale), 3359 nucleotides. It is a transcript of the gene SNTA1, whose product is annotated as syntrophin alpha 1. The coding region runs from base 122 to 1639 and encodes 505 amino acids. The record is from RefSeq and is a predicted model, not a curated record. Gene Ontology annotation, cellular component: dystrophin-associated glycoprotein complex; intracellular anatomical structure; neuromuscular junction. Lineage: Eukaryota; Metazoa; Chordata; Mammalia; Artiodactyla; Ziphiidae. Gene Ontology annotation, molecular function: protein binding; structural molecule activity. The transcript has 8 exons.